GCCGGAAGACGAAGAAGGAUCCCAGUAUGAGUCAAGGUGUAAUACAAAUGUUUACUAAUUAUCAGUGUCUAUUUGUGCUUGAUUUUGGUAUUGACGUUGAUUAUGUUGUAGGGAUGUUCAGUGCAACUCAUGUUAAAGACGCGGAGCUGCCAUUCUUUAGCUUGUCUACAGUUUUGAAAGCUACUGAUAAUUUUUCAGACAAGAAUAAGCUGGGUGAGGGCGGAUUUGGACCUGUGUACAUGGGCGUGCUGAAAGACGGGCAUGAAAUUGCUGUCAAACGUUUGUCGAAGACCUCAACGCAGGGAGUGAAUGAGCUGAGAAACGAAGUAGCGCUGAUAUCCAAACUCCAGCACCGCAAUCUGGUGAGGACUCUGGGAUUUUGCGCUCAAGGAGACGAGUACAUGUUGGUCUACGAAUACAUGCCUAAUUACAGCCUUGACUUAACGUUAUUUGACCAAGAGAAGAGUAGGCUCCUUGACUGGCAAAAGCGCUUCAAUAUCAUCAAUGGAAUUGCUAAAGGGCUACUGUAUCUUCACCAAGAUUCGAGGCUGAGAAUCAUCCACCGCGACCUCAAAGCUAGCAACAUACUGCUAGAUGCUGAUAUGAUUCCCAAGAUAUCGGACUUUGGAUUAGCUAGGAGCUUCGGAGGAAACCAAACAGAAGCUCAGACGCGCAGAGUUGUUGGGACUUAUGGUUACAUGUCUCCGGAGUACGCUAUAGAUGGGUUGUUUUCAGUCAAAUCCGACGUUUUCAGUUUCGGUGUUCUCGUGCUAGAGAUUGUUAGCGGCAACAGAAACAGAGGAUUCCUCCUUAAAGACCACAAUCUCAACCUUCUUGGACAUGCGUGGAGUCUUUACAAAGAAGAUAGUUUGAGAAAACUAGUUGAUCCUUGUCUGGAUGAGGCAUUCGACUUGGGACAAGUGGAACGUACGAUCCAUGUUGGGCUGCUGUGCGUGCAGAAUAGCCCAGACGACAGGCCAAGCAUGUCGUCUGUGGUGUUCAUGCUGGGGAAUGGAGUGGCACUGCCGCAGGCGAAGCAGCCGGGUUUCUUCUCGGAGAGGAACAUUGCUAUUGAUCACAACUCCAACGACUCUAAUCCCACAGCUUCGCAUAAUCAACUUACAAUCACUUGGACACAAGGUAGAUAGCAGUCAAAACUGUUGUACAAUGAGUUAAUUGUAAGGUGUAACCUCGAGAAAUAUAGAGAGAAUACUGCCAUUUAUUUGAAUUUUUCAUGCUAGGCUUCUUAGUUGAGAUGUUCCAGACAA
Molecule: messenger RNA, 1268 nt
Organism: Salvia hispanica
Lineage: Eukaryota; Viridiplantae; Streptophyta; Magnoliopsida; Lamiales; Lamiaceae
Source: RefSeq, a predicted model, not a curated record